This is a messenger RNA of Danio aesculapii, 4330 nucleotides long. It is a transcript of the gene ppp1r9ba, whose product is annotated as protein phosphatase 1, regulatory subunit 9Ba. Lineage: Eukaryota; Metazoa; Chordata; Actinopteri; Cypriniformes; Danionidae. The record is from RefSeq and is a predicted model, not a curated record. Bases 266 to 2674 code for a protein of 802 amino acids. Gene Ontology annotation, molecular function: actin filament binding. The transcript has 11 exons. Gene Ontology annotation, biological process: calcium-mediated signaling; neuron projection development; actin filament organization. Gene Ontology annotation, cellular component: cytoplasm; dendrite; actin cytoskeleton.
UUUCUCUUUAGGACGAUAUACUGCACGUUAAACUGCGUUUAGAAUUACAAUUUUUAGCGCAAAAGGAUGGGAAGAGUUGCUGAGGUAGCGUUUUAAGGCGGAGCUCAGCAAACAAUCGUUUGGAUGUUCGUGCUGUGCAAAAUGGGGAGAAAACAGAAGCACAGCGAGAUACUACUGAAGAAAUCUGGCGACCAGACCAACAAACGAAGAGGAAAAGCAGAAGGCUAUGCUGUUUCUGCUUGUCUUUACUGCUGUUUGAUUAACCAUGAUGAAGACUGAACCCCCAUCUGCAGCCAGCGGCAGCACCAACACCACUCUCGUAGCAAGAAGCGCAUCUCCGCACAGGAACGCGUAUGAGGCUGGGAUCCAAUCUCUCAAGCCAGUCGCUGCUAAUGGAGAGGAUGGGAAAUCCCGAGCACUGGACCGGGGCCGCAGGUACGGCUCCAAUGUGCACCGCAUCAAAAAUAUGUUCAUGCAGAUGGGUUCUCCAGGGGAUGAAGAUGAUCCGUCAAAGCCCAAAGACUUAGACCAGGGGGUCCGACUGUCCCUCCCCAGAGCAAGCAGUCUGAAUGAGAAUGUGGAUCACAGUGCGCUGCUUAAACUCGGCGGGACUGUGUCAGAACGGGUCAGCCGAUUUGAUGGGAAGACCGAAGGUAGCAGCUCCAGAUCAGCCGCUGGAUACUCCAAGCUGCAGGAGACGCGGAAGAUAUUUGAACAGCGCCACCUGCAGGAGAAACAGGCGGCCACUAAUCGAAUCCUGUUAAAGAAAGAGCGCGCAUCAGGGUUCCAGGACAGCCGUCUGGACGUGGUAGUUCGCUUCAAUGGAAGCACAGAGUCAUUGGACAGGCUGGAUGCAGGCGACUGUCCCGCAGAUGCAGUGUCCCCUACGGUCAGCCAGCUGAGUGCAGUGUUUGAGCGAGCAGAUCAGCGCAACAGCCUUCCUCGUCCGUCCUCAACCUCGCCAUUGCCUUCUCAUGGGGCAAGCUCUACCUCAACCAAGGUGGAAGGUAACAGUUCCAAGACUGCCACCAAAAAGGCACGAAGCAUCCCUCCGACAGAGAAUAACGAGGCGAAAGACCAAGACGGUGCACCUGGAAGUCCGAAAAGCAGAACAAGCAGCCAACCUGAUGCAUCCAAUAGCAAACCAUCCGAGGAUACGGCUUCUGGCAAUACGGAUAAUAUAUCCAGGGCAGAGGAGAUCCCAAAUUCAUCUGGCCAUGAUUCCAGGCUAGGGGAGAAUUCAGAACCAGGCUCUCCAGAUCUAGGGAGCAGGCUGGUACAAGCGGAUGUCCACGCCUCUCUGGAAAACGGGGAGGCCACGAGCAGCCAUGAUCCCUCAGAACAAAGGGAGGAAACUGAACAGGCCUGUGCUGAGGAGGAAUCCCACCGAGAGGAUAUCUCAGAGGCAGACCUGGUGGAUAUCAGUGCAUACAGCGGGAUCGGGGAGGACUCCGGAGGCAGUCAGCUGGAUGACGAUGAGGAGGCUGAGGAUGAUGAUGCUUACGAGCCUGAAUCCAGCAGUUCAGAAAUCCCAGGACUGCCUGCAGAGGAUGAACCUCCACCCAGCAGGAAGAUUCGCUUCAGUGUAAACCCCAUCAAGGUUUUUACCACAUACUCCAAUGAGGACUAUGACAGACGCAAUGAUGAGGUGGACCCCAUGGCUGCUUCAGCUGAGUAUGAGCUGGAGAAGAGGGUGGAGAGACUGGAUCUGUUCCCAGUGGAACUGGAGAAAGAUAAAGACGGAUUGGGAAUCAGCAUCAUCGGGAUGGGUGCUGGCGCAGACAUGGGGCUGGAAAAACUGGGAAUCUUCGUAAAGACUGUGACGGAGGGAGGAGCUGCUCACCGAGAUGGAAGGAUCCAGGUGAAUGAUUUGAUCGUUGAGGUGGACGGGACCAGUCUGGUGGGUGUGACGCAGAAUUUCGCUGCAUCAGUCCUCAGGAACACCAGCGGCACCGUCAAGUUUGUGAUUGGCCGGGAAAAGCCAGGGGAACAGAGUGAAGUGGCCCAGCUGAUCCAGCAGACUCUGGAGCAGGAGAGGUGGCAGAGAGAGAUGAUGGAGCAGCGCUACAACCCCUACACGGAGGAGGAUGAAGAGACGGGUGAAUGUGCCACAGAUGAAGAGGAAGAGAUGAGCCCCAUGUUUCCUAAUGCCAUCGAGGUGUUUGAUCUGGCAGAGAAUGAAGAUAUGCUCUCUCCUGUGGAGAUGGACCCGGAGAAACUGGCUCACAAGUUUAAGGAGCUCCAGAUCAAACAUGCUGUGACUCAGGCUGAGAUCCAGCAGCUCAAGAGGAAGCUGGCUCACGCCGAGCAGGAUAAGCUGCGCUGGAGAAUGGAGAGGGCUCAGCUGGAGCAGACGGUGAGGGAGAAUAAGGAGCGCAUGGAGAAGUUGGAGGGUUAUUGGAUGGAGGCUCAGAGCUUGUGCCAGGCAGUGGACGAGCACCUGAAGGAGACGCAGACCCAAUACCAGGCACUGGAGCGCAAGUACAGCAAAGCCAAACGCCUCAUCAAAGAGUACCAGCAGAAAGAGAUUGAGUAUUUAAAGAAGGAGACAGCACAGCGCAGAGCACAAGAGGAGACUGAGGCCAGCCACAAGGUGGAGACAAAAAACCUCCAGGAGAAGAUUACUGACUUGGAGUCGAAGGUUGGCGCUCUGAAGAGUCUGGAGCCUUCGUAAGCCUUCCGCUGUGCGAAAUGAUGGAGAUCUGACGACAGAAACGCCUUGAACUUCACCCACUCUUCCCUCCAGCCACAUUCCCCCUCCAUGACCUGAAGAUUUCCAGGACACAUGAGGGGAUGUUCCCGGGGACAGAGACGGGACAAAACAAACACUGUACCAGACGCCCGAGGGACGUCUAGCCAUCAGGAGGCCCUUUUUUAUAGUCAUUUAGUCAUUUUCUCCUUGUUUCUUUAUAAGCGCCCUUACAGGUAUUCUAAACCUCUCUGCAGGAAUGUACAAACCUCUUCAUUCAUUACACGCUUGCAGGAGAAGAAGGAACGGAUGAGAUGGUGAGGCAGUGACUGACAAGAGGACUGUUUGUAUAUAUUCUGGCAUAUAUUUAAAUAUUAAAACCGCUUAAGCAAUGUGCUGGGGUGGGGGGUGCAGGGGUAAAGGGCUUUCCUUUUCACAUUCAGGCAAAUAAUACAGUGAAAAUUGUCCAUUUUGUGCAUGGUGAAGGAGAGGGGAUUUUUUCUUAGCUUAAGGACAGCAUUGGAAAACAGGGUGAGGAAAGUGGAAUCUCGACGUUUAGAGUUAGCAUUCAGGGGCUUCUCAUGUUUGUGUUCUGUGUAUGGUAAUGGAAACAUAGGAUGAAUAGGGGCUUAUGGGUAAAGAAACAUCACCAGUCCAGUGCUUGUGGUUAGUCGAUGCUCGUGUGCCUCGGUCAACCCUGUUACUCUGUAAGGUGACAGAGUAAGACUUGUGCAUCAAUCAGAAAUAUGGCCUUGUUUAUUGCUACCCAAAUCCUUUCGCCAGCCCUCUCUGUUUAAGCAGUGGGUUUACUCCAAUGCAUUGCUCUCCGGGGACCACGCUAAGUGCACUUGGACUGCACUACAGAGAGGCCUGGAGAAUGCUAACGUUUUAUGAUUUUCUUUGUCCUCAGUCCUGCUGGACGUGGAUUGAUCAGUAUUAUUUGUUAUAUACAAGGAUGUGGAAUCUCCUUCUAGUUGUGUUGUGGUGUUGGAAAGCAACACGGUCUCAUGGGAAAAUCUUAACUGUUGGCAUUUUUUUUGGCCAUUCAUUUAUAUGAAUUCAUACAAUCUCAUUUGUAUGUUUUCGUAUGAACUUCUAGAUUUUAAGUUAAUAUGAAAUUGCCAUCUUUAAGAUAGUUAGGCUUUCUUGUGAAAUAGAGUUGUUUUUGUGUUUGUUAGUUUGUUUGUUUUUUGUCUUGAAUGUUUUUACAUUUAAAAAAUUUGUAUUCCUGGGAAAACUGGAGUCUUAACAGCAGUUGAAUGAGUUUGAGGCUUUAAUUAUAAUCCGAUUUGUCAAAUCAAAUCCACAGAAAUGAGAAGUAAAAAUGUCCCAAAAAAGUUUAUGCGUUAAGUAUUUAAGGGCUUGUUCCACACAACAUGUUCCCAUGUCAGAAAAGUAUUGUUUUAAACCAUUACCUUUGGCUUUUUUAGGUGCUUUGUCUCUUGUUUCAAAUGGAGAAACCAUGUGAACAGCCUUUAGAAAUGGUUUAACAAAUUGCUUACAUAGACAUGCCGUAAAUUAACCAAAAAGAGAAUUAUUUGUUUUUCAGAUGCUGGAAAACUCUCAUUCGCAGCACAGUAUUGACAAUUCUUCCAUAUUUCCUCUGAAAGUAUUUACUUUUUCAGCUUUUACUUGGUGUAA